This is a messenger RNA of Arctia plantaginis, 1008 nucleotides long. The record is from the annotation of a GenBank genome assembly. Lineage: Eukaryota; Metazoa; Arthropoda; Insecta; Lepidoptera; Erebidae.
AUGCGCCCGCGCCGCGGCGCUGUUGUCGCGCGAUUAUCCGACGCCAUUUUCACAGAAUCUCCGAGCUUUCCCGCACCCAGAUCACUGAGCAUCCCCCGCAGCGGCAGUGUUGCGAGACACGAGUUGUGUCGCAAGCGGUGGUGCCCUUGCACGUGCUGUCCACUCGUUACGUAUCACACUAAAAGUGGCGAGGAGAAAGAAGCCACCAUGAAUGAGACUACAGUAAAACAAGACCUCGGCAAAUCUUCGAGGCCUGUCAGAAACAGGCGAUACACACGAAGGAGUUUGGUUGCGGGCCAGCGUCCACAGAAAAGAUUAUUUACUCCAGAAAUAAAGCGAUAUCUCAAAGAUUGGUUAGUGCGGCGAAGAGAUAACCCGUAUCCUAACAGAGAAGAAAAGAAAUAUUUAUCCCGCGAAACAGGCUUAACUUAUAUUCAAAUUUGUAAUUGGUUUGCUAACUGGCGGAGAAAGUUGAAAAACGUAAACGAAGAUAGAAACCAACAAACUUGGGGUCAUCUUAUACGCACAUACAACGAUCGCGCACAAGGCAACGUUGAACAAUUCAGCAUCUGCUCCGACGACAGCAUAUGGAGCGAGUCGGAUCCAAUGAAUACCGAUAUUUUAGAAAACGAUGGUGACAUGAGUGGCAGCCCAGAAACGAUCACUGAAUACAAUCAAGAUGAUUCUGACACGUCAUCAUUGAACAAAGAAAAGUGCGUCAAUUUCAAUAAUAAUUCUUACAAAGUUGAGCCCAAAAGAAUUGGAUUGGAGCAAACGACUACAAUUACAAGCCCGAUGUUACUCAGUAAGUGGCUUGAAAGUGCGGCUAGAUUUCAACCGAGCGAGUGCAACUAUUCCUGGUGGGGAGACGAGAAACGUCGAAAGCCGGAGACAAAGGUCCAACAUAUAACAAUAAAUACGGUGUCACGUCAUGAUAGGGAUGAAGUAGAAGCGGCGGUUGCUUUAACAGCCUUAGCUACAGCUACAAGACGUGUCAUAAUACCUUAG